Molecule: messenger RNA, 1554 nt
Organism: Thlaspi arvense
Lineage: Eukaryota; Viridiplantae; Streptophyta; Magnoliopsida; Brassicales; Brassicaceae
Source: the annotation of a GenBank genome assembly
CGUGCUUCAGCCCUUUCGUGGUUCGUCAGAUUUGCGCCCAAAUCCCUCCCUAAAACCUUGAGUGAGAGUGUGCGCGAGACGAACCGUAGAAAUGUGGAAGUCCGCCGUAAGGAUCGCCGCCGGGAAUCUCAAAUUCAAUCGGAGGUCUUUGAUUUCAAACGAUACCGUUUGUCAUUUCCCGGCGCCGACUUCAGCCGCCGCGGGAACACUUCUCCCGGGUUUAGAUCAUGUUCAUCGCUGCUUCUCAUCUUCGAAGAGCACGAAAUCGACGAUUACCAAGACGAAGAAAUCCGAAGGCAAAAAAUCAAAACCUAAAGGCGGCGAAACUGGUGCAGCCGGAGCCGAGGACGGAGAGUUUGGUGCUUCAGGUGGAGACGACCUCGAGGCGGGUCGCGCCAAGAGGCUAGCUGACGAUGAGAAGAUUCCGUCUCUAGAUGUAGGUCCUAAUGGACGGCCUCUCUUUACUCCCAGAGACACUACCCUUUCGCAGCUAUCUCACAAGGAUAUCGGCUCCUACUUCAAAUUCGAUGAGGCAGCGUUAAAAGCAGUUCUUCCGGAAGGAUUGGCUUCAGGGAUUGAAGACGAGUUUAAAGAAUCAUGGAGACCUGCAUUGCUUGUGAGAAAAAAUUUCUUAGCUCUGAGAGAUAAUUUCAGACGCAUUGCUGAUCCUCCCAUGUGGCCAAGUGAGGGUAAAGGUGCGUUCUUUGAUUUUGUCAAGUUCAAUGAAUCCCGCUUGAGAGAGUUACGGUGCCACAUCUAUGAUCCCAUCGUGCUUGGAGAGGGUGCGGGUGUAGGAUACUUGAAAGGAGCAGAUGCUAUGCCAGUUCCCGAGGACUCAACUCUGUAUGAUCUUGUGCAAAUGGGGAUUAAGAGCAGUCAUGCAGCUGUUAGUGUCGUGGUGCGACUUAGGAAAGAACUAUCGCUCGUGAAAGAUGUACCAGUGUUGAUUGCAAUUGAUCAAUAUAACAAUUGGUUCACAUUCAGUGAGUUUGAAGAGCCUGUAACACCACGUUCUUGCCGACCCAUACAUGCCAAAGAACUUACGACGGUGAAUGCGUUCAGAAGCAUGAUGCAUGAUGAUAUGAUGGUGGGUGCAUUCUCACAUUCAACAGCAGUAGGAAAACUACGUAAAGACUUGCCAGAUGUUCCAGCUGGUGCUCGUGAGGAUUUCCCUCGUUAUACUUUACAAGAAGCAGAAGCUGUUUGCUAUUACUACCUCCGGCAAAGACUAGUUCGGCGUGAAGUAUUCUCAGAAGAAAACUGGAAGAAGAUAUACUAUCUGGCUAAUGGAAAUGGAGCAGAGAUGCGUUGGUUAGUCCCUUUCAUGCGUUGAGAAACAAACAAAAUAGAUUGUUUUGUUGAUUACUUGAAUGUCGCCUUGCUGGGUUUCUAAGUUAUCCCAUUAGUUUGGGAAAGAAACGUUUUACAAUGAACCUUCUCAUUUAAAAGGAAGAUUUUUUGUUAUUUGAGUUCUGUAGUUUAGGGUUUUGUUGUCUGUAAAAGACCUGCUUUGGACCCAAGUUUCUUUAUAAUAAAGUUAGUGCCUUUCACGUA